Messenger RNA from Cyanistes caeruleus (blue tit), 2024 nucleotides. Lineage: Eukaryota; Metazoa; Chordata; Aves; Passeriformes; Paridae. The record is from RefSeq and is a predicted model, not a curated record.
AUGAAGCAGUGCUCAACACAGGAUUCCAUCACACUGGGGUUUUUGCUCUGGGCCAGGGUCAUCCCUACUGGAAAAGGGGCAUGUCAUGACACCUUGGCUCCUGGCUCUGCUGGCCAGGGCCGUGCUGAUCCUCCUCCUCUUUCCCAGCGUCUCACCUUCCCCCUGCUGUCUGUCACCCUUCUGGUAUCCUUUGGCUCCUCCAUGCUCUAUGGCUACAACCUUGCUGUGGUGAACUCACCGGCAGAGCACAUAAAAGCUUUCUACAACGCCACAUGGUCCCAGCGGUACGGACACGGGCUGGCCCCCGGGCCCCUGACUCUCCUCUAUGCCCUGACUGUCUCCAUCUUCGCCCUGGGUGGGCUGGUGGGCUCCUUGCUGGUGGGGGUGCUGGUGGAGCGGUACGGCAGGAAUGGUGCUCUGAGCCGCAGUGCUCUCCUCGUCCUCCUGGCCGGCGGCUUCAUGAGCUUCAGCCGGGAGCUGGGAUCCCCCGAGAUGGUGAUCAUCGGCCGCUCCAUCACGGGGCUCCACUCAGGUAUCUGUCUUAGUGUGGUGCCCCUCUACCUGGGAGAAAUCGCUCCCAAGAACCUGCGGGGGUUCCUGGGCCUCAUGCCCAGCAUCUUCAUCUGCCUGGGAGUUUUCUCUGCCCAGGUCCUGGGCCUCCCAGAGCUGCUGGGCAAGGACAGAUUCUGGCCCCUUUUCCUGUCAGUGGUGGUUGUUCCUGCCUCCCUUCAGCUUCUGCUGCUGCACUGCUUCCCUGAGAGCCCUCGGUACCUGCUGAUAGAGAGAAACGACGUCUGUGGGGCCACCAAAGCACUGCACCGAUUCCUGGGGACCCCUGAUGUACAGGAUGUGAUCAAGGAGAUGAAGGAGGAGCAGCGGUCGCUCUCCUCCAUGGAGAUGGUGUCGGUCUGGCAGCUGCUGCGGGACCGCUCCGUGCGCUGGCAGACGCUCUCGGUGGCGGUGGUGAACGCCGGCAUGCAGCUCUCGGGGAUCGAUGCCAUCUGGUUUUACACCAACACCAUCUUCGAGAAUGCCGGGAUCCCCGUGUCCCAGAUCCCCUACACCACCAUGGGCACCGGCGCCAUCGAGGUCAUUGCUGGGCUGAUCGGGUGCUUCACCAUCGAGAGGGUGGGCCGGCGGCCCCUCAUCAUCACCGGCUUCUGUGCCAUGGGUGUCUGCUCGGCUGGCAUCACCAUCUCCCUGCUGCUGCAGGCCGCCCUGCCCUGGAUGCGCUACAUCAGCGUUGCCUGCGUGGUCGGCAUCAUCGCUGGCUUCUGCAUGGGACCAGCUGGUGUCCCCUUCCUGAUGACAGCUGAGCUCUUCAUGCAGUCACACCGCCCAGCUGCCUACAUCGUGGGGGGCUCUCUCAACUGGCUCUGCAACUUCACCGUCGGCUUCAUCUUCCCCUUCUUGCAGAUGUCAGCCGGUGCCUUUUGCUACCUGGUUUUCUGUGGUGUCUGCCUGCUGGUGGCCCUGUACGUCUACCUUGUCAUCCCUGAGACCAAGAACAAAACCUUCAUGGAGAUCAGCCACAUCUUUGCCACACGCCGCUCUGUCCUCUCUGUCCCAGCCCAUCUCAUUGGGAUGAUGAAGCUCGAUGGCUAUGGGACUUUGGAGAGCAGCUCCCUGGAGGGCUCAGGCUCCAGCCUGCCCUGAUCUGAGUGUGCUGGGGGCAAUGGGGAUGGUGGAGGAGGCUUGGGCCUGGGGAAGGAUGUGGGGGCCAAUUUGUUCCAACCCAGUCACCGCUGGGUCUCCCAGCACAUCUCUCCAUGGCACAAUCUGUGCCCACAAUGAGCCCUAUUGAUGCACCAAGGCUGCAGUGACUGCUGGGCAUGACCCCCAUGCUGGAAGAGAUGCCCCCACAGAGACAAGGGAACCAUCCUGAGGCAAGGGUGCUCAAUGCUCCUGGAUGCAGGGCCUUGGCAAGAGCUUCUGGCAUGAGCUGUUAAUAAAGAGCAUUGCCACCAACGCCAUUGUUUGGCAAUUUUAGCCUGGAAUGGCAGCAAGCAGGUGUGUGCUGGAAU